Cydia pomonella (codling moth) is the source of this 10763-nucleotide messenger RNA. RefSeq lists its product as uncharacterized. The transcript has 32 exons. The record is from RefSeq and is a predicted model, not a curated record. Gene Ontology annotation, molecular function: inward rectifier potassium channel activity. Gene Ontology annotation, cellular component: membrane. Gene Ontology annotation, biological process: membrane repolarization during action potential; potassium ion transmembrane transport. Lineage: Eukaryota; Metazoa; Arthropoda; Insecta; Lepidoptera; Tortricidae. Bases 4179 to 10706 code for a protein of 2175 amino acids.
GAAAUAACUUGAUUACUGUGCCCUUUCAAAUUUAGGGCCGCUGGUCCCUGCUACUGGUGCUGGUGGUGGUGGCUACGAGGUCCACAGGCAACAGUUUUCUUUUAAAAUAAUAUUGGCCUUGUAGUCUUGUAUUACUAUAAUAUAAAUAUUCCUACUUAUACUCGUAUAGGUACUGUAUAAUAUGCUGUAUUUCAAUACAAUAUCACGUCAUAAGCUCAGGGCAGCGUACCUAAGUACAGCGUUAAAGGAAGGCUUAGCUCUAAGCUAACACGUUUAUCUCACUGAUUAUGUCUUCGGAUGCAGCCACAGCAAUGCGAUUUAGAGCACCCAAACAAUAGAAAAACUCUUGAAAUGUUGUUGCCGGUCAUCGGUGCCUUCGCCAUCACUAUCACACAGCCAAACUCUGAUUUAUCAGCAUUUGUUUUUAUCAUCGAUUUUUGGGGAAAAUACAAUACAAUGAGUAGGAAAUUAUUUUCUUCAGCAUAAUUAAUAUAGGUACUUAUUUGAUCUACACAAUUCAUCUCUUAAUAAAAUUAAGCUUAUAAAUAAAGAACCUUUAUCUUACAGUUUCAAAAUAUCGGUUAGACUUCGUUUAUUCCCAAUAAAGAAUUAGCUUAACAACGCAGUGGCCAAACUUCCUUUAAAUAGAGCAAUGCCUUCGAUCAAUUAAAAUCACCCAGUUGGUACGUUUUAUCAAUUUAGUUAAAAGGAUAAAUGGAUAAUUGACCCCUAUCCGAUGAACUGGUAGUUCUAUCAAAUUAAGCGGAUUAAACAGUUCCACGUUCCACAUUUUGGUCAAUAAUCGUUAGUAUCUCAUAUAGUAUAUCGUUGUUUAUUCUUCUAUAUACUCUAAAAUAAUAGUAGCAGCGUUACUUAUAAACGUUUGUCGAAUCUAACAACUUAAUAAGCUUAGUGUAUCUAUGCGUCAUUUAAACGUUUUAAUUAUUUAGAUUUAUUCUGUAUAUUAUUUUGCUAUUCUAAAUAAGUUCAUUGAUUAUUGUCCAUUUUAAUUUUGUUUGGUAGGUAUUUUCAUUAAUUAAUUAAUUAGGUAAUAAAAUACCUUAAUAUAACUGUAUUCAGUAAUUCAUCUUAUGUUGCCGUGAGCUUUGUAUUUGUUUAUAACUGUAUAUUAUAAUCUAUAUGUGGCAUGGAAUGGAAUACAAAAUAGGAAUACUUAACGCACUAAUGUUAUAAUUUUAAUGACCUAUUUAUAGGUAUAAUAGUGGUGUGUGUUCCAACUCUACAUUUAGCUAGCGGCCUUCGCAAGGGGAGUUAGUCGAAAUGUGUGGGUUCCGUGGCGAGCCCCCUGAUGCUCACUAUCUAGGGCCGACCACACUUAUAGAGCUGAUGAACGUCACUCAGCAGACAUAUGAAACCUACCAUACCUACACUAAAACUUUGCGAGCGGUGACAGACUGUUUGGUGCAACCGACCCAUAGUCUGACUUGACUUGGGGAGGGCGCAAUGUACUAACUACCUUUUUACAUUCUUUCGAAAAGGUUUAAUUACAAUCUUCUUGGCCCUAAGUACCUACCUACAGAAGAACACGUUAAAAGUUAGUUUCACUGCUAUUUUUCUCCUAGAACGAAAAUGGCCGGUGUCUUCACAAAUAGCCUUCUGCAGUAGGUAUAGUAACUAACAAGGAGACUAGCUACUUAAAUGAAUUGAAUGUACUGCUAGAUGCAAAAGGUAUUUAAAAUCGUUUUAUGACAACAUUUUUCACCGAUACGCGCGCUAGGACGCCAUAAAAGCCUCUCGAUUAUGCGGCCGCGCCGCCUAUGGUAGCUUGCUUGGGGUUUAAUUAUCUAGGCGCGCUUUGGGACUCGGAUCUACGAAGAACUACGUAACUUUAUAUAAAACAAGAAAACGGUUGCGGUUUUAGAUUGUUACCUACUUAAUACAGUUAGCAUUAUACCUGUACAGAGGUAGAUAGUGAAGACCAAAUUAGUCAAGUAUAUCAAAACGGUUCACUGUUGUCUUGUAGAAACUUUUUUGACAUAUAUUUGUUUCGCAUAAUGAUACUUGGCAGAAUUAACGUUUGGCAGAAACACCUUACGCAGAGUAUGCUUUGGCAUAAAUCAAUUCGCAGAUAUUUAUAAUAUCGAAUCUUAUAUUGCCAUAAUGUUUAUGAGCAUAACCGUCUUCUAAACGAAUAGUACUUUCGCAGAUACUUUUUUUGCAUAAUAUUUAGGCGGCAUAAAGUUGUCAUGCCGCCUAAAUUGGUUUAUUGAAGGCGCUAGGUGCUAAUUUGAAAUUAAAAUAAAAAGAUUACAAUUGUUAUUCUUUAUUUAUCAUAAAUCCAUUAUUAUUAUUCUUGUUUUAUUUAUAAUUCUUCCUAUUUCUUUUUGAUAGCGAGUCGGGUGUGUUGGGAAAAGAUACCUAACACUCCUCCUCGCUUCGCUCGUCGUCGUACCUAACGGCGACUCUGGGACUGUAUUUAUUUUUUGAUAGCGAGUCGGGUGUGUUGAGGGCGCAAGAUACCUAACACUCCUCCUCGCUUCGCUCGUCGUCGUACCUAAUGGUGACUCUGGGGCUGUAUUUCUUUUUUGAUAGCGAGUCGGGUGUGUUGGGGACGCAAUAUACCUAACACUCCUCCUCGCUACGCUCGUCGUCGUACCUAACGGUGACUCUGGGACUCUAUUUCCUUUUUGAUAGCGAGUCGGGUGUGUUGGGGACGCAAGAUACCUAACAAUCCUAUUAUGCCUACUUAGCAGAAAAUAAUUAUGCAAUUGUAAUAGUAUGCUAUAGGAUUAUUAUGGUACCUAAAAUGAUGCUAAACCAAAGUCGGCCAAAGUAAUGUUCUACGAAACAAUGUGCUGCAAAAUGUGUCGUAUGCGUGGUAUUAAUAAUGCCAACUAUACCUUUAUGCAAAAUUACCAUUCGACCGAAAGUGUUUCUGCGAAACAUGUUAUGCCAAGUGUGUUUCUGACCAAUAUUGUUCUGCCACAUGAGGGUAACCCUAUCAAAACAACCUUAAUAUCACAGGAAUAAUAUUAUGAUCCGAUAUAUUUAGCUACUGUGGCGGUCACUAUCUAUUCAUCUGUAACAGAGUCACCCGCUAGUCGAGGGGUGCUUAAAAUAUCUCAAUAUGCAUUUUAUUUUAAUGUCUCGAUAACAGAGGUUUUGUUCAGAUAUUUGUCAAGACAGUACAAUAUUAAUUAUUUUAUAUAAUUAUUUUUAGUUUUCUGUUUUUUUUCCUGUAGGUACUUUUAGUGUAAUACAAUAUGACUUGCCAAAUUUCAUAGUACCAGGUCAAAGAGUACCCUAUACAUUUUGAUUCCCUUGAGAAUGUCGAAAUAUACGUUUGCGGCUUGCUCUUUUAACAUUAACUUUUUUUACAACUUCAAGGGACUGUAGACCUAAGUAUAUUUAUGGUUUUAAUUUCAACUAGAUACCUCCACGCGUUCCCGAGAUAAAGGGUCUUGACAAACAGACAGACAGACAGACGCACAGACGGACGGACAGCAAAGUGAUCCUUUAAACAGUUCCGUUUUUUCCUUUUGAGGUACGGUACUAUAAAAGUACCUACAUUGCUGUAAGCCACGUUCAUAUACUUUCGGAAUAUUUCUUUUGUCUAAUCUGACCCUCCUGUCCCAGUUACCCAAGUUGACGGUACCCUUGUAAGAUCUAAGUUUUAAAAACGCAGACUGUAGAUUUCAGUAUGUUUUUAUAUUUUUUGAUCAAUAGUUAAAUUGCUCCAGCAGUAAAUCAUGACAAGUUUGAAGCAUGUGUUUCUAAUUGAGCUUGCUCAAUAAUUGAAAAUGAAAACAGUUUCCCCGAUGCUACAGGCAUAUGAAAUUUAAUAUCAUAGUAAACGUCAAGUCCGCAGAUUUUUAGGUUCAUGUAUGUAGGUUGGUGUGCCGUGCGCACAUCUUGCGUCUUGGAUCUACAUGUCCGCCUUUCGGCCUACGGUUCAUACUGCGAUGAAAACAUUGCGUCACCCUGCGCACCAAUACGAUCGCUUUGAACCAAACUCCGCGUCAUUUCUUGAUAUCAUGAGCAGAUGACACAAGAACCAGAGAAUCUUAAAUUAACAAAGAGACCUACUAGAUUAAAACCACAUCAGACCCACUAGAUUUAAUAAAAUUAGAAUUGUAUACACUAUGGCAUUCGAGUAUCGGUUAACAUACGUGUAUUGAUUAAUUUAUUAUUAUUGCAAGGACCCUUUUAAUCAAAACAUGAAUGAAAAAGACGAGAGCUAUAAUGACAGUGGCUCAAAUAGCAAUAGUCUGGAUAUAUACAAAUACAGAAAACGAAAAGACCGAAAUGAACUUUUCAAAGAACCAGAUGGAGAUACAUACGAUGUUCAAAAUGAAACCAUUGAAGACGGUACGGCGGAAAAGCCGAAGGUCUACGCAAUACUGCAAGAGAAUCGAACAGAAUUUACCAACUGCAACUUAAGAUAUGUCAUGUUGAUAUACACCAAUAACAUCUGGAAUUUUGUGAUGCUUUCCGUAGUGAUCACCACUUACAUCUUAGAAACCUGGCUCUACACCUUCUGUGUGACAAAGGAUAGAACCAUCGGCAUCAUAGCGCUUAUAAUUUGUUUAAAUUUAAUAUUUACAUUUGAUGUCGUCAUUAUUUUUUGUUUGAAAUUCAUAAAGAGAUGGAGACGAACACUGAACCUAGUUGAGCCUGAAACUUUUCGAGUAAUUUUAGAUGUCAUACUUGCUAUGCCUUACGGAAUAUUCUAUUUUUUUGACUUACACGUUGUUGAGUUCGAUUUAAGUUUUGUUGCGCCUUUGGUAGCUGGCAUACGUGUCUAUAGAGUUAUAAUGUACUUUUAUAACAAGUCUUCACAAGCUGGACGCAAUCAAUGGACAACAUUUUUAUUUCAAUAUCUAAUCCUCUUUUUACUGGGCGUUCAUACAUUAACUUGCAUAUGGUUCCAAUUUGCUUAUAGAGGGUUCGAAUUAAAGAACCUUCGUUCUUCGUGGUCUGCUGGAGCCAUACAUUUACCAACUGCGUCUGUGACUGAUUGGUACUGUGUCUGUGCGUACUGGUCUAUCAUGAUGUUGACUACAAAUUCACUGGGCGACCUGUAUCCCAUAACGACGGCCGAGAGAAUAACUGCAAUUGUGGCUAUUGUGAUAGGCUUUUUAUUAACUACAAUUGUUUUUGUGGGUUCCCUUACUUCUCAAUUUCUGACAAUUACUACAAGACGUUCUAAAUACGUUCGGCAACUAAAGAAGAUCCAAAAUCACUUAAAAUUGAUACGUAUGAAUGAUGAUACCACAAGACGAAUAAUAAGAUAUUACGAAGACUUGUGGUACCAAAAAUCAGGUGUUUUCAAACCAAAACUCAUGAACCUAUUACCCUACCCUUUGCGAAUGGAAAUCUGCUAUGACUUGAACGCAGUGCCAUUGUACAGUUCCUUAAUAUUUAGAAAGUUACCAGAGCCAUUUCUUAGAAGAUUAUCUUUGGCUAUGUCUCACCAAUUUUAUUUGCCCGGGGAUAUAGUAUACAACCAAAAUCAAACAAAGACGCUUAUGAUUUGCAUCACCAAUGGAGUUUUAGAACUUUUGUCUGACGAAGAUGAUGAAAGUCCAAUGAUAUCCUUUACGAAAGGCACAUGCUUGGGCGAAGUAUCAUUGGUUUACAACAUACCAGCUAAAUGUACAGUCAAAGCCGCUACUUAUGUUGAAUGUCAAGUUCUUCACAAAAAAGACUUCAUAAAACUGAUGAUUACUUACCCGGAUUUAGAAGACAAAAUUCGAUUACAAAUUGAAGACAGAAUUAAGCGUUGCCAGCGCAGGAAGCAAACAAGAAACAAUGAAAAAAAAUUGACACUCAAUAUUUACAUUUCUAAAAAUAUCAAGAAAAGCAGCAUCAAAUGUUUGAAGGACAAAUUGAGAUCUAUCCAAGGUAGAAUGGUUAAAACCGACAACGUUGACGAAAACUUAGACCUCAAUUGUUUGGAUCUUUACAUUUUAUCUGAGCAUGUAAAGAAGAAGACCACAAUGUUUACCUGUAUGAGCGGUAAAUUUCCGUGGAUACUGGAAGCUGAUUGUCAUCUCGUUAGAUUUUGGGAGCUCUAUAUACUUUCUUUGGUAUCAUACAUCUGUAUCGUAUAUCCAUAUUACAUCGGAUUUAUGAGAACUUUCCCUGGAGGAAUCCUGUAUUACUUCGAAAUUGUGAUAAGCAUAUCUCUGCUAUUUAACAUCGUCAUAACAUGCGCUACUGCAGUUAAGACUAAAAAGAAAUAUAUAAGGAAGAUUCGUGGUAUAGUCUCAUACCGAUUAAAUACGCUGGGUUUUUAUCUAGAUUUGCUAGCAAACAUCCCAUUGGAAUAUAUUCUUUGGAUACACACAUAUACAAUGCAUCGAAGCGACCACAGAAACCAUUUGUAUUAUAUGAGUAAAGGAAUAAAGUUAUGCCUUGUUUGGAGAAUUUCAAGUUUUUUUGAAAAUUUGGAGAAAAAGUUGUUACUAAAUACUAUUGUUAUUAAAGUUGUGAAAUAUUGUGUGUAUAUUUGUUUGCUAUGCUACUGGUGUGGUGUUAUUUUAUAUAUGGAGUCAUGUUUUGUGCCAAGAUGUUCAGAAGGUUCAUGGUACAGCAUAAUAUUAAAUUGGGAAAAUUUGGUACCAGAAGUUACUAUAAGCAGAAAAGAGUUUCCGUUAGUAACAUCUAUUUAUUUUGCGACCACCAUGAUACUUGCGGUUGGCUACGGAGACUUAGCUCCCGGAGACAUGUACGACAUGAGCUUCGUAGCAUUUUUCAGUCUUUAUGGUGUAUUACUAAUCGGAUACUGUGUUGCGGAAUUUUCAGCCGUCGUUACACAUUCGUCCAGGACAAAAACUGCAUUUUUAGAAGUAAUACUAACAAUCGACAAAUUUAUGGAAGAAAACAAAAUGCAUCGAUCUAUCAAAGAAAGAAUAAUGGCAUUCUAUGAACUGCAAUGGCACUACAACUUGGGAGUGGAACUAACGAGCGACAAUUGGCUAGAAAAGACCGUAGUCCCUACGGAGCUACGGAAGAAAGUGCUGCAUCAAGCGCGAUUUAAAACACUUACGUCCAUAAAAUUCUUUCAAGUGAAGAAUAAGGAAUUUAUUCAUACUUUGACUGAAUCGGCAAGAGAUAUAAUUCUUCCUCCUGGGGAGAUAGUUUACUACGGUGGUACUGUUUCAAGGGAGCUUUACGUUAUAGAAAGUGGGUACUGCCUAUUAACUUCCAAAGAACUCAGAGAAACAAAGAAAGAACGGGUUAUAGGACCUGGUAAUCAUCUAGGCCUCUUAGUUUUGCUCUACGGUGUGCCUGCUGUGAGCUCGGUGGUAACUCUGACACAUUGUAAGUUAAUAAGCAUUGGACAUUCAGCGUAUACUUCAGCCCUAAGCCUUUUUCCCGCUAUGAGAGAACAUGACGACCUGCUGACACCUAAUGAACUGCAGUAUAUAGAAGAACUAGCUGCAUCUCAAUCUACUGAUGACUAUUUAAAACAUCAUAUGCAUAAUACAGAUAAAAAAAUCAAGAUUACCAGCAUGUUUCAGAAGUUUUUUGACGAGUCUUUUAUAAAUGUUUACAAACAGUAUACGAAUAAGAAACAGAGUUACUUGAAGUCAUACAAACAAUUUAAUACUCUGGAAUAUAUUGCUCCAUAUUUAUUAAUUCCUAUAGUUAUCAAACCUGACGGUAUUUUCCUCAAAACUUGGGCCUUGCUACGUGUGGCAGCAGCAUUUUUAUUAUGUUUAAUGAUACCUAUCACGGUUUCAAUGGCUCCAAUGUUCAGAAUGUUUAACUUUCCAAUAUUAGUGUUGGAAAUUUUUUGCUACAUAGAUCUAUACUUGAUGUUCCAUGUCGCUUACUACGGCUCCAAAAACCAACUGAUUAUCCAUCCGUAUUUGACUGCUAAAAACUAUUUAAAGAGGGCAUUUAUUAUAGAUUUUCUAACAUGCUGGCCGUGGUAUGCAAUCUGGGAAGGAUUUAUGCCCAAACACAAUGAAGGUCAUACCGCCAGUGAACAUUACAGAAGCCCUCACAUGUAUCACUGCUUACUAAGAAUGGUGAACGUAUUGCAAAUUUAUAAAUUGUACGCUGUUUUCUGGACUGAAUCAAUAGGAGCUUUGAAACGGGCUUACGUCAUGAGUGUAGUACAAUUCAUUCUUUUAAUGUUGUUCUUUCUGAACUUGUACACCUCGUUAAUAAUAAUGAUGUCCUGUCGUUUUGUCAUAGCUUCGAAUGCUCAUGACUUUGCAGUUAUAUUAAAAAAUCUUACGUUGAAAGGGCCACUCUUAGAUACCGUAUUCUACCCGGCAGGAAACAUGAUAUGUAAAAAAGGCUCGUGGAUAGAUAAUGCAAGAGAUAUUGUUAUCUCAGAUCACAUAUCGCCCAAAACAGCAAUUUUACUGGGCUAUUAUUGGACUGCUUCGACUUUCAGUGGGGCCGGUUUCGGAGACAUCACGCCCCAGGAUACUACCAACAUGAUCAUGUCCAUAUGCAUAUCAAUACACGGUGUUUUGUUCUUUGGAUACGUUUAUGCAAGGAUUGCGUCACUAAAAGCCAUGGCGGAUCAGAUGGUAACCAAAUUUCAAGAAAACCUAAAACAAUUAGAUUUUUUCUUAACCAGAGAAAAAGUACCUACGGUAUUAAAACAAAAUGUGAUGGAACACUGGAAAUAUCAAUGGAAGCGAACUGGCGGUUGGUCGCACCAGACCAUCCUGGGGAAGCUGCAUGCCAACCUGAAUGAAGACGCAGUAUUAUACAUGUAUGAAAAGACAUUGCAAGAGAUACCUCUCUUUGAAGGUGUUGAAUAUUCAUUUUUUAGGGCGUUUGCGAAGAAAUUGAGUGAGCUGUAUUUUCAGAAGAGAUAUAUGGUUAUACGGGCUAACGAAGUGAUUAGCCACAUGUACAUAAUUUAUAGAGGAAAGGUGGACAUUAUAUCAGAAUACAACGAAGUUGAAGCCUGUAUGGGACCUGGUGGGAUCUUCGGCAAUAUACGAGGGGCAUCUAUGUAUCUAACUAUGUCGAAUGUUGUAGCCUCAAGAAAUAUAGAUUUGCUACGCAUUGAUGGCGUAGAGUUCUAUGCCCUUUUAAAGAGUUACCCAUCAGUGUUGCAAAAAGUAAAGAAUUCAGUUGACAACGCGCCGAAAGAUUACGUUCUGCCUUCAAUGGUGACAAUAAAAUCCAGCCUACAUGUUCACAGGCCCAGUACAAUGCCAGAUAGUUCGGAUGAAGAGGACAAUGACGAUCUAGACGUGUAUAUGGAAAGCCCGCAGAGAAGCAUAGCCGAAUCGCAUGGUUCACGAUCUAUCACUUCGGCGGGGAAUAUAGAAUAUGUAUCAGCUAUACUAUUACUGUUUAAACCCCACAGAUGGUUUCGAAGUAGCGUGAUACCGGACUGCAAAUGGAUACAAUUUAUGGAGUACUUCAUCAGUUUCUUGGCUUACGUAGAUUUCAUGACUCUAGUUUAUCAAUUGGCAUUCCAAUCAGUGCCAUAUUUUUUCCAUAUAUGUAUUAUGACAGACAUGAUUUUUUUAUACAAACUGUUCUUGGACAUACAUACCGGUUACAUGAACCGGUAUGGGGAAUAUGUAUUAAACCCAAAGAGAGUAAGACAACUGUUCUUCUCAAGAAAAUUUCAAAGAAGGCGUGAUUUUUUGGCUAACUUGCCUAUAUCAUACGUUGUUUAUGCGCUAAAGUAUUUGAAUCCGGGAAUAAAAAUGGUUUUCUUCAGCUAUCUGCGAACGCCACAGCUCUCGAGGAUUUCAUAUUUAUUUACCAACAGAACUCACCGGAAAGUAAACAUAGGCUCGGCAAAUCUCUUCAUUAAACUAGCAACGAUUGGUAUUUGGGCAUCGAUUCUUUCCCAUAUAAACGCAUGUUUGUUCUUCAAGUUGUCAUGCCUGACUCCUCUACAAUGUACAUCGUCUAACUGGAUGGCUAAGCCAGAACUCAAUUUACGACCAAAAUACUAUCAGAAGGACUAUUUCUCGUUAUACAUAGCAUCAUUGUGGUACAUGAUUAACUUGCUGACUAUCGCUGGCACCGGGGAUGUAUCGUCUAGAAACGCGUUUGAAAUGGUGGAAACAAUCGUUAUUAUCGUUAUAAUUAAGUUCUGUACAGGCCUCCUAAUAUCAGAAAUGUCAGCUAUGAUAUCAGCUCAUUCUUCAUCUCGAAUCGACUACGAUUACGGCAUAAACGAGCUUCGAGACGGUUUGCGCGACAUGGACCUGAGUGAUCACCAGAUGAACAAAAUGUGGGACUAUGUUAGAGAGCUUUGGAAUAGGCAGCAGGGCAGGCAGAUGCCCGAACUAGUUUACGAGUUGCCUUUUCGCCUUCGCUGCCAAGUCAUGCAAGCGGUAUACGGCUCACACAUCAGAGAAUCGGUUAUAUUUAGUAGAACCGAUGCUGAUUUUAGAAGGAUGCUAGCUAUGUGGAUAAACCACUGCGUGUUCUUCCCCGGAAACUAUAUCGUGCAGUGCGGUGAUUCCGACCAAUGCAUUUACUUCAUUCAUAGAGGAGAGGUGGAGGUUUUGACUGUGCAUCCAAAUUUGACAGAAUCUAUUUAUGAUAUUUUAGGACCUGAAGAUUGCUUUGGUUUAGCGCAAGGUCUUUUUGUUGGCGUGUCACACCAUUUCUCAUUCCGCGCGAGAACCGUCGUCGAUAUUGUAUACCUCAAGUUGGAACAAUGGAAAUAUUUGUUGGACUUCUAUCCAAAAUCCGCCAAAAUGGUUCAAAAGAAAGUUCAAAAUGUAUAUUUAGCAAUAUGAGCUAAGAAUAUGUAGGACUUAGUAAUGUAGAAAUAUAGAUAUACGUAAAUUGCAAAA